ACAUCGUCAGCGGGAAAUUUGUUGACAUUUCUUAAUUCUGUGUUCUCCGAUCCAACAUCAAGACUAAAUCAUGGAUGCGUCAAAGCGAUCUCUCUACGAACCAGCACCGCUUUACAGUGAAAAAGAAACAAGGAGACCACUGGCCCAGGGACGUCUCACAAAUGAUACUGUUCUCCCAGAGAGUCUGACAGUGUAUGCCUCGCCCUCAGUACUUGCUUCAGACCCAGACACAGUUGCAAGAAUAUCCCACAAUGCUUCUUCAGGAUUUGGUGAAAGUGCGAUGACCCCAGCUCGUCACUCCAUGGCUAGUCUCAACCUCAGCCACCGCACCCCAUCUUUAUCAAGUGAUAUCUCCACAUCACUGUCGAGGAGUUCACCCACUCAUCAUCGCUAUGCAGUAGACAGGAGUUACUCCCCUCCGAGGUCUCCUUCCAAGCCCUCUCCAUCUGACUUCCUGGAACUAUCGGACUCGGACAGAGAGUAUCGUCAUACGCCUCCAACCAGGUACCAUCAUGCAUCACCAGGGUCUCCUGUCCUUCUGGUCGAUGCCAGCGGUCAUCGUUAUGGAGAGGGUCAGGCGGAGGUCGAGGUCAGGACGGCCAGUAUGUCAUCCCCAGCAAAGGUCAUCUGCCACACCCUGUCCAGCUUGGACAAUGACAUCAGAAACGCGGGAUACACAGAGGAAGCGGCCAGGGUACAUAUCGACUCGGUUCCCUCGGUAACCAUCCUCGCUGACGCAGAUUCCAGAGAAGGGGCUUCCGUGGAGCUCGACCAGCACACGCAGCACGGUCUCCCAGGGCAGAGCCCCGAAUCACCCGUCAUCUCGCGGGAAUCAUCCAUGGCUUCUCAUAGUCAUAGGCAUGGGGAUACUGAUUCCACAGCUAGCACCCUCAAACCAAACGAGACGUCAUCCCAACAGGUUUCCCAGGAUGCAAUGAAUGACCUCACAUCUGAAUCGGAGCGCCCAGGCACUGCUAUGAGCGUCGAUGACCAUAGAGGCAGUGAAUCAACCAAGAAAAAGAAAAAAGUCAAAGGGAAAUUCGUCCAGUCCAGAUACAUGCAGAGUCAAGCCAAACCUGCAGCAUCAGAACCCAACAUCAGCAUGACCGGAGCCAGGCCUAACAUGAGUGGAACCAGAUCCAAUAUCAGUGGAACAGGGGCCAGGUUCAACACAAGUGGUGCUGGAGCCAGGUCCAAUGCAAGUGGCACUGGAGCCCGACCAGCCAACGCUGGUACAACCGGUGUGAAAUCGACAAGACCAGGGUCAAGCAGAGUCAGGUCUAGUAGUAGUCGAACCAACAAUAUCUCCGUCAAAAGGACAGACAGAUCCAAGAGCACCAGUGAAAAAUCAGUCCCAAUGCGAGCUACAAGGUCCUUCGCCCCUGCACCGUCCACCACCACCACCGGUCCUGCCGUCGCCUCCCACCACCAUAAGCCACACCCCUCCACCGAUGGGGACAGUCAGUUCAGCACCCCAGUCACAGCCAAGAAGGGCAAGAGGUUUGCCUCCACACCUGCUGUUAACACCUCUAUACUUCCUGGUGCCUCCCACAUCAAUGCUUCAGCUAUUGGGGCAAGCACAUCCAUCCUUGGGGCCAAUAUGUCUGCCAUUGCUCAUGUUGAUUCUUCCAAAUUGAUGGGAGAUAAGAUGAGAGAUUCCCAUGACAUGAGAGACAGGUCAAGACGAGAGAGAGGUAUGUCUGGAGACAUGACGGGACCGUAUUCUGGACUCUCAGUCUCACCAAACCACGACUCUGCGUACAGCUCUCUUGGACACAAGCAGGUAAAGAAGUUGACUCAGUCAGACUUAGACGUGAUGUAUGCCAGAUACAUACAGGCUGUAUACCUGGAUUCAAAGAUGAAAAAGAUUGUUGCAGACAAAGAGAAAGAAACCAGGAAGCAGAUGUAUGGCAUGUGGCAUUUGAAUGAAGAAAUGUACAGGAAGAAAGCUCAAUUAGAACUGAAGUUAGCCAGACUUAAGCAUGCUAACACACUAGAUCAACAUCUAGAUAUACAGGAAACUGGUCUAGGCCCAGUCACUGCUAACCUGGCUCAGUUCAAGCAGGAACACAGCACCUUGGCCCACGCUCUGGACACCACACGACACCAGGUGGAAAUGACGGAUAUCUUACUCCCGCAAGACAAAGAUGCCUAUCAUGAUGCACUGGAGAGAGUGCUGAGCGAGAGUGAGCAUCUGUUGGGUGAGAUCUCCAUGGCAACGCGAAACAAGCAACCCAGAGUGGAGGCCUUCUCAUCAGCCAUCAGUAUGCUGGAGAAUACAGUAGCUAGUGAGAGUGAAGAGCUAAGGAGAUGCCAAGAGCUUUUGGCUGCCACAUCAUCGUUAGCAACACAUGAAACAUCGCUGAGGGUUCAGGAUUUAGAGCAACGUUCUGAAUGCUGAGUAGCUAAAGUUUGAUGUGAUCAUGCGGAGAAAAUUACGGACAAUUUUGAGAGGCUUGUGUGAUACAGUAAACCUACAGAAGGUGGAGGCGCUGUUAAACACUCCAUUGGAUGGCCAUAGUUUGCAGAGUGCAUAGGAGAGUGUCUGAACUGUAAGACUAUUCAGACUGCAUGGUCUACUGCACUAUAUAGGCCUUGCGCUACAGCUACUUCUAUCGGACACAGCCAGAAUAGAGUCUGACAAAAUUAGGCUUGGCUCAAGGCUUUUGGUCACGUGACUCUCAUUGACAAGUCAAGAAAGUGCACUACUCACCAAAGAAUCGGAAUGAGCAAACACAGACGUCUUUCCAGCAGUGUAAAUGAGAGUCCAAAAAUUUGAUGAUUUUUCAAAAUGGUGUUUGUGCUGCUGUAAAUUGGCCUAUAGACGUGGUUUAAAGAGAUUGGGUAACUUUGUCUCAGAUUCUGAAAAAAAAUCCUGGAUUUAGCUCAUGCUGCAAUGAUAAUUAUAAACCUG
This is a messenger RNA of Strongylocentrotus purpuratus (purple sea urchin), 2914 nucleotides long. RefSeq lists its product as uncharacterized. NCBI's taxonomy places the organism in Eukaryota, Metazoa, Echinodermata, Echinoidea, Camarodonta, Strongylocentrotidae. The transcript has 17 exons. Gene Ontology annotation, cellular component: cytoplasm; centrosome; nuclear microtubule. The coding region runs from base 71 to 2401 and encodes 776 amino acids. The record is from RefSeq and is a predicted model, not a curated record. Gene Ontology annotation, molecular function: microtubule binding. Gene Ontology annotation, biological process: spindle assembly; centrosome cycle.